Miscanthus lutarioriparius is the source of this 1338-nucleotide messenger RNA. The record is from the annotation of a GenBank genome assembly. NCBI's taxonomy places the organism in Eukaryota, Viridiplantae, Streptophyta, Magnoliopsida, Poales, Poaceae.
AUGGCAGCCGGCUGGCACGCCGUGUUCUUCCCUUUCCCAGCGCAGGGCCACGUCGCGCCUGCGCUGCGCCUCGCCAAGCUCCUCCACGUCCUGGGCGGCGUCCGCAUCACCUUCGUCCACACCGAACGCAACCUCCGCCGCCUCAUCCGCUCGGGGGGCCCUGCCACGGUCGCCGGCGCCCCAGGGUUCCGUUUCGUCACUGUUCCCGACGGCCUGCCGCCGCCGCUUUCCGACGAGGACGAGGACGACCACUCUCCACAGCACAUCGCCGCCCUGCUCUUGUCUUUGGAGGCCUCGGUCCCGCGCCUCAGGAACCACCUCGACGAUGCCGCCACCGACGGUGAGCAACUGAGCAAUGGCUACCUCACCAACACGGAGAUUGACUGGAUGCCAGGGAUGCCCGAAAACAUGCGCCUGCGAGACAUGCCAAGCUUCAUACGUACGACGGACCCCGACGACGCCGUGCUGCGCGCCGUCGUUAGCACCAUGGACAGCUACCAUCCUGCUGUGCUGUCUGCCGUUAUCCUCAACACGUUCGACGAGCUCGAGGGCAAGGUCGUCGCCGCCAUGUCGGACGUCCUCGUUCCUCACAUAUACACCGUCGGGCCCCUUCCACUGCUGAGCGAGAGCGCCAGCGCCGGCGGCAGUGGUGGCGCCGCCAGCCUCUUAAAGGAGGACAAGGGCUGCCUAGAAUGGCUUGGAAGCAAGCGGCCUGGCUCCGUGGUGUACGCCAACUUCGGCAGCAUAGCCGUCUUGACGAGCCAGCAGCUGGUGGAAUUCGCGUGGGGUUUAGCCAACAGCGGCUACGACUUCUUGGCGGUGAUCAGGAAUGACCAAGCCAAGAAGAGCACUGCGGCGGCGCUGCCACCGGAGUUCGUCACCCGGGGCAGGGGGGAGACGACAAAGGAGAGACGAGGCUACGUUGCGAGCUGGUGUCCCCAAGGGGAGGUGCUCCGGCACGAGGCCGUCGGCAUGUUCCUGACCCACUGCGGGUGGAACUCUAUGCUCGAGAGCAUUGCGUCCGGCGUGCCCAUGCUGUGCUGGCCCGUCGGCGGUGAUCAGCAGACAAACUGCAGGUUCGCCUGCACCGAGUGGGGUGUAGGCAUGGAGCUUGCCGGCGACGGCGCAGUGCUGAGAGACCAGGUGGAGGCGCAGGUGAAGGAGGUCAUGGGAGGCGAGAGAGGAAGGGAGAUGAGGCGACGAGCUGCCGAAUGGAAGGUGAGUGCAGCUGCGGCAGCACUGCCAUUGCCAGAUUGUGGUGGGACUUCUUGGGUCAACUUUAACAAAUUGGUCAACCAAGUGUUCAGCCCACGUAAGGACGCCCAUUGGCAAAACUAG